Molecule: messenger RNA, 798 nt
Organism: Amphibalanus amphitrite
Lineage: Eukaryota; Metazoa; Arthropoda; Thecostraca; Balanomorpha; Balanidae
Product: proline-rich extensin-like protein EPR1
Exons: 1
Coding region: 1-798 (265 amino acids)
Source: RefSeq, a predicted model, not a curated record
AUGCUGCGGCCGCGACCGUCACCUCCAGAGCCGGCAGCAGGCUCCCAGCGGCUCCCGCGGCGCUCCCAGGAGGAGCGCGGGAGCCGGGACCAGCAGUGGGCACCGGCGCCGCCCCGCAGUCCGCGCCACGCCCUGCUCCAGCAGCACGUGAAGCACAUCUCGCUGCAGCGGCUGCCGCUGCCGGGCGUCCCGCUCCGACCGCGGCCCGUGUCCCUACAGGAGACUCAGCUGUGCCUGGAUCGCGUGUCCCUGGAACUGGCCCCUCUGUUCCAGCCGACCGCGGCGGAGGAGCGGCCGCCCCAGUACCAGAUCUCCCCGCCAGAGGAGGGCGAGCCGCCAGUGUACCACUCGCUACCCACGGACCAGCCCCCUCAGUACCGCCCUCCUAUCACCCAGGAGCAGGCGCCCCUGUACCGCCCUCCCACCUCUGAGGAGCAGACACCCCUGUACCGCCCGUCCCCCCAGAGCCCCUCCCUCUCCCCUCCCCGGUGCGGGGCCGACCCCGGCCCUCCGCUGGCCGGUCUGGACCCGGGCGCGCUGUACCGUCUCUCAGUCCUGCCGCGGUCGCCGUCCGACCCGCCGGGCCGGCCGCAGCGCGUCUCCCUGCAGGAGGUGCGCCUGGGCCCGGCGCCGGCCGCCGCCCGCCGGCCCCAGCGGGUCUCCCUGCAGGAGACGGGCGCUCACGGCGCCGGCAGGGACGGCCAGAGGAGGGGCCGCAAGUGCGGCGUCUCCGGUCACCACCCGGGCGCGCAGGGACGGCCCUGGACUCUGGACCUGGCCGAGCUGGCCGAGAAAUGA